AUGCGCGCCGUUCAAAUCAAAGAAUACGUUAAGGUGCGCUACCCAUACUUACCACCUCGUCUUACAUUAUCCCCAGCACGAUCCAAGAAAACGCAAACCCUCCUACAACAACCCAUACUAACCCUCUUCCCAGGGCCCGCUAGACCUCACAGUCUCCGAAGUCCCAACCCCCACCCCUUCCGCCGACAAAUACCUCAUCGAGAUCCACUCCGCCGGCACAAACUUCUUCGACAUCCUCCAAAUCCAAGGCAAAUACCAGCACCAACCACCACUCCCUGGGUCGGCGGUGCCGAAUUCGCCGGCACCAUCGCCGCAGUUCCAACCGCCGCUCCUUCUCCACGCUUCCGCGUCGGUGAUCGCGUCUUCGGCGCUACACAGGGCGCGUACGCCACCCACGUCCUCGCCCCGGAGACCACCCUCCUCCCCGUGCCGAAGGGGUGGAGCUUCGAAGAUGCGGCUGGUCUGUUCGUCACCGCGCCUACCUCCUACGGUGGUCUGGUGCAUCGCGCCGGCGUGAAGGCCGGUGACUGGGUGCUCGUGCAUGCGGCUGCGGGCGGCGUGGGCCUGGCCGCUGUGCAGAUUGCCAAGGCCAAGGGGGCGACUGUCAUUGCGACGGCGGGUACGCAGCGUAAGCGUGAGAUUGCGGCCGAGUUUGGCGCGGAUUAUGUUGUUGAUUAUACGGAUAAGGCGUGGCCGGAGCAGGUGAAGAAGUUGUGUGCUACGCAUCGGACGGGGAAUGGCAAGGCUGGGGUGGAUAUCGUUUAUGACCCCGUUGGUAUGAUUGAGGCGAGUUUGAAGUGUGUUGCUUGGAAUGCGAGGUUGUUGGUUAUUGGGUUUGCGGCGGGCAAGAUUGAGAAGGUUGCGCUGAAUCGGGUGUUGUUAAAGAAUGUUAGUCUGGUUGGACUGCAUUGGGGUCAGUAUGCUAAGUUUGAGACGGAGACUGUGGGUGAGGUGUGGAAGGGCAUCUUUGAGCUGGUUGCCCAGGGUAAGUUCAAGGGUACGGCGUUCAGGGAUGAGAGUUUUGUUGGGCUGGAGAGUGUUCCCAAAGCGUUGCAGGCUCUUGGAGGACGCGAGACUUGGGGGAAGGUUGUGGUUAAUGUGACUGGCAAUGAGAAUGCCAAGAGUAAGCUCUAG
Penicillium daleae is the source of this 1134-nucleotide messenger RNA. Its product is annotated as NADPH:quinone oxidoreductase family protein. Bases 1 to 1134 code for a protein of 377 amino acids. The transcript has a single exon. Gene Ontology annotation, cellular component: mitochondrion. The record is from RefSeq and is a predicted model, not a curated record. NCBI's taxonomy places the organism in Eukaryota, Fungi, Ascomycota, Eurotiomycetes, Eurotiales, Aspergillaceae. Gene Ontology annotation, molecular function: oxidoreductase activity; zinc ion binding.